Molecule: messenger RNA, 368 nt
Organism: Nanorana parkeri
Lineage: Eukaryota; Metazoa; Chordata; Amphibia; Anura; Dicroglossidae
Gene: GNG2
Product: G protein subunit gamma 2
Exons: 3
Coding region: 61-276 (71 amino acids)
Biological process (GO): G protein-coupled receptor signaling pathway
Cellular component (GO): heterotrimeric G-protein complex
Molecular function (GO): G-protein beta-subunit binding
Source: RefSeq, a predicted model, not a curated record
GACUGGAAGAGGACCCCCGAACAUCAUUUUGCGCACCUCGAAAGUCAAGCCAGCAGCCUAAUGGCCAGCAAUAACACAGCCAAUAUAGCACAAGCCAGGAAGCUUGUAGAACAGUUGAAGAUGGAAGCCAAUAUUGACAGAAUAAAGGUAUCGAAGGCAGCGGCAGACUUGAUGGCCUACUGCGAAGCCCACGCCAAGGAAGACCCAUUACUGACCCCAGUGCCUGCUUCAGAAAACCCUUUUAGAGAGAAGAAGUUUUUCUGCGCCAUCCUGUGAAGCGGGAGCCGCGCCUUCAGGCUCCUCCACAAAAUGCCGAUUUAAGAAUUUUUAACAUCGAGGACUCCUUUUACAGUCUGCAGAAAAAAAAA